AUGACGCUCAGUGCACUCGCGCUCCUUCCAGCGACCCCACCUCAACCACCGGCACCGGCCUGCCCGCUGUAUGAUGCAUACAGCGGCAGGCGAGGAGACGAAGCGAGCACGGACAGCCGUCUCGGCGCUGUCCUGCAGUACGCCACGCCGGAGCUGUGCAUGCAGCGCUGCAGCGCUGAGCCCGAGUGCGCAUGCGUUCAACUCGACACCACCGCUGACUGCUACAUGCUUCGAUCCGCUGCAUGUCGCGACCCGUCCUCGCUGCCACGUGAUGAGUACUACAGCGUGUACGUCAAGACUGCUUGCGGCCACGCGCCAGACGUGCGGGCUUGGCGCGCCCCGCCCGCCGACCCGAUGCCGCCGCAGCCCGAUUCGCCGCCGCCAGCUGCCAGCUGGGCGGCCUGGGACGACGACCUGUGGUGGCCGCCGGCGCCUGCUCCGCCACCGUCGCUGCCCCCGGGCACCUUCGACGGCAAGCCCGCCCUGCAGGCUGCAGUCGACCUCUGGUGCACCAACGAGCCGGCCGCCAUUGCGGCGUACGGCCACAUCUCGGGCUGGGACGUGAGCGCGAUCACCGACAUGAGCUGUCUGUUCAGCGCUACGUCGUGGUGCGAGAGGAACGGCGGCGGCUCCACGACCGGCAAGGACACGUGCAACCCCGAUAUCGGGUCGUGGGACGUGUCGGCGGCCACCACCAUGAGGUUCAUGUUCCACGGCGCCUCCUCCUUCGACCAGGACAUCGGGUCGUGGAACGUGUCGGCGGCCACCACCAUGAGGUCCAUGUUCUCCGGCGCCUCCUCCUUCGACCAGGACAUCGGCUCGUGGAAUAUGUCGGCGGCCAUCGACAUGAGCGGCAUGUUCGCCUACGCCUCCUCCUUCGACCAGGACAUCGGGGCGUGGGACGUGUCGGCGGCCACCAACAUGGGCUGGAUGUUCGACGGCGCCUCCUCCUUCGACCAGGACAUCGGGUCGUGGGACGUGUCGUCGGUCACAGACAUGAGUGUCAUGUUCCACCACGCCGACGCCUUCGACCAGGACAUCGGCUCGUGGAAUAUGUCGGCGACCACCGACAUGAGCUUCAUGUUCUACUACGCCCCCUCCUUCAACCAGGACAUCGGGGCGUGGGACGUGUCGGCGGCCACCGACAUGAGGUUCAUGUUCAACGGCGCCUCCUCCUUCGACCAGGACAUCGGGGCGUGGGACGUGUCGGCGGCCACCAACAUGGGCUGGAUGUUCGACGGCGCCUCCUCCUUCGACCAGGACAUCGGGUCGUGGGACGUGUCGGCGGCCACCACCAUGAUUGGCAUGUUCCGCAGCGCCUCCUCCUUCGACCAGGACAUCGGCUCGUGGAAUAUGUCGGCGGCCAUCGACAUGAGCUACAUGUUCGCCUACGCCUCCUCCUUCGACCAGGACAUCGGGUCGUGGGACGUGUCGGCGGCCACCACCAUGCGCUACAUGUUCUGGGGCGCCUCCUCCUUCGACCAGAACAUCGGGUCGUGGGACGUGUCGGCGGCCACCGACAUGCACGGCAUGUUCUACGGCGCCUCCUCCUUCGACCAGGACAUCGGGGCGUGGGACGUGUCGGCGGCCACCGACAUGCGCGACAUGUUCUGGCACGCCUCCUCCCUCAGCGACUGCAACAAGGCGCUCAUCCACGCCAGCUUCGACGCACAGACGAGCGCGUGGCCCUACUCAUGGGGCUCACUAGA
This is a messenger RNA of Emiliania huxleyi CCMP1516, 1709 nucleotides long. RefSeq lists its product as hypothetical. The transcript has 2 exons. NCBI's taxonomy places the organism in Eukaryota, Haptophyta, Isochrysidales, Noelaerhabdaceae. The record is from RefSeq and is a predicted model, not a curated record. The annotation marks the transcript as partial.